UACCUAUAAGCAUGUAUGUAUUUGCCUUGUGACAUCAUUCUAAGCCUUGCAUCGCUUUCCUUUUUUACUUGCAGCUCACGAAAACGUCCACAGCCAUACACACACGACUGCUUCAGCGGACAGUGCGGCGACAAAGAGGAAAUGGAGGAGUGUCAAGCAGCGAUGAUUUUAAUGAAACUCUCCCAUUCGCCCAAAAAUGCAGAGAAAUGGUACGGCUCCAGUCCGGGCAGUUCGUCGUCAUCGGGCAGCUCGUGGAGUUCGGGCAGCUCAUCUCCGCCGCUCAGCGACGAUGGCCAUGCCGGCCUCAACACGAGCGCCAUGCUCAACGAUCCGAGCACACGCAUACGCACAACAUCAGUAUCCACCUCGGACGAGGGCAUCGUCGUAGACUUCAAGGAGGAGGCGCCACGCAAAAAGAGGGUAAGUCCCUUAGAAGUCAGUACAGAAGUUCAGCAAAUAGGAUCUCAAUUUAACACAAACAAAUCCAAAUUCAGAUGUACCUGGAAAGGCUGCAAACACAUAGAACACACACCGAAAAAGAUAGAGCGACACAUACGUAAUGUUCAUUUAGGUAACAAAAAAGCACGUCGUUCUGCUGAUUAUGAUGAGUCAUGUAGCGAAAAUGACCAUGAGGAAGAGUUUUAUUAUACAGAAAUCGAAGAUGAAGAGGAGGAUUGUAAAACACCGAGCCCUACAUCGCCACCCACUCUAAGCCACCGUGAUAUGGCUCGCCCACCACACGAAGACCCAGAAUACCAAAGAAAAAUAGUGGGCAAUUUCAAGCAAGGACGUGUCAAUCAACAACAACAGUUGCAACAAAAUCAGGGUCAACAUAUAAAUAACAGUAAGACGGUAUUCCAUGGUGGCACUUAUUUUGCUACCAACAACAGCCACACCAAUCAGCAAAUGCAGAGCAAGUGCGUGUCGACUUCACCUCAAAAUCAUCACAACUAUUGGCAGUCGUCAUCAGUACCGGUAGUACAAUCAGCACAAACCGCCAUCACAUCGGUUACAUCUAACUCAAGUCAGCAAGUUCAUCAGAAUCAACAACCGCAGCCGCAGCAGCAGUCUCAAUUUGUUAAACACGCUCGAUCAUCGCCACGUCCGUCCCAGUCGACAGCGCCAUAUCCAUCUCCAACGUACCAUCACAAUUAUAGCAGCAGUCCGAAUACUUGCAUCAGUAGUAACAGCCAUGGCAAUGUCAUCAGUAAUUCAUGCAAUAGCCAAAGCAGUUCCAUCACACCCAAUAAUAGUGGUGCCAGCAAUAUGCUACAACAGUUGUCCCACCAAAAUAUUACGGUGACGGCACAUCACACUGGUGCUCAUCACAAUCAGCCGCAACCACAGCAACAACUACCGGCUGUAACUAUUACGCCAAAUUAUACAAAUCAACAACCGCAACACCAGCAGCAGCAGCAAAUACAACACAUGCAUGGUCACCAACAGUCGACGCAAUCCAGCGCAGCUGGAACUAUCGUGACAAUCUCCACAGCACAAGUUCACCAACAAUCACAACUACAGCAGACAUCUCAUCAUCAUCAUCAACAACAUCAUUCACAACAUACAACCGUUGCCACGACAACCAAACACACACCGAACUCACCAAAUAGACGCACACGAGGCGAGAAUAAGAAAUGUCGCAAAGUAUACGGUAUGGAACGUCGUGAACUAUGGUGCACUCAAUGCAGGUGGAAGAAAGCAUGUACCCGAUUCGGUGACUGAAAAAGGGUCAAAACGUCGGCGGCGGCGGCGGAAACGACGACGACGGCGACCGCUGUAACAACAGCGAAAAUGAUUUCGACAAGGACCACAACGACAGAACUGGCAGCAGGGGCGAAAUCGAAAUCACAAAUGCAUACAAUUGACACUGGCAAUACAGUCACGGUAACGCCAACUUAUGCGAAGUACAAGCGAACAAGCAACAAUUACAAUAACAAUAAUAUUGGCCAUAACAGCAACAAACACAAAUAUUUGGCAGCUUCCGCACCAGCAACUGCCGUGGCUACCUCCGUCAUUGUGAAGCCACCAAAUAACUUAAGAAAAAUCACUGCUAGCAAUAAUAACCACCAGAACACUGCCAAUGGCAGCAACAUAGACCAAACGUCGAUGACUAGCAAACAUAAUAACUAUGGUACAAACACGGACGCUGAUGCACAUCUACAACAGCAACAAAUCCAAGUUGUUACAACUGCCAAUAACAGCAACAGCACUAAUAACAAUCACUUGCUGACCACUGCUGCCUCAAAUACUGAACUCGACAUUUGUAUGCGAACGUCGCUGCCAUCACAAUACUUUCCUUAAGCACCAACGCCACACACCACAUACACUACAGGAGUUAGCAAGAGUAGGGCUGAGCCCCACUUUAGGACGGCAUUAUCUAUGGCUGGCCGCGAAGACAAGUAUGAAGACGUUAUGAAAGCCGUAAUAAUCAUAACACUAAAUAAUUUUUCGGCUAUGUUUUUGACAUUUGCUGCAAUUUUUAUCGUACAUUAUUUUUAUUUUUUUUUAUUAUGUAUUUAAGAAAUGACUUACAAUAUUUUUUUGCUUUUUUGUUAUUGUUUAUAUUUUGUUGUCUUUACUUAUGUAUUUGAUUGAUGAUUAUUUAGAUCAGCCUCCAACGGCAAUUUUACACUUUAAAUUAAUUAUAUAAAAUUAGAAAAAUUUUUCUUUACUUUUAAUUAUGUAUGUAGGUAUGUGUAUACAUGUAAACAUGUAUAACAUGCAUGCAUACGUAUAGAUAUAUAUACAUAUAUAGAUACAUAUAUAUAUAACGGUACAUAUAGUAUUAAGAAUUUCAACCUUGCGCGACUCUACCAUUAUCCACACAUCAACUAGAGACCUAGUAGAUGCAUACACAGUUGGAAAUGAAAUAUUAUCUACAUCGUACUCGUACAUAUGUAAAGUUACAAUGAAGUUGAAUAAACAAUUUAAAUAGAUGUGAAAGUAAUUGCUUUUAAAUUUACAAACAAAACACGUGUAUAUGUUAAUUAUGUUAUACAUAUACAUGCAUAUACAUAUAUACAUAAAGAUAUAUACAGACAAUGUUAAUAGACAAACGAAACAGCUAUCAUAUGUGUGUGUAUGUUGCAUAAGUACAUAGAUAGAUAAUUAAGUAUUACAUUAAACGUAAUCAUAACAAUGGUAAUGUUUAACUUCAUUUAAAUAGCAAAAUGUUAAAAUAAGACAAAAUAAAUAUUGAGAAACGAAACCAACCAACUCAAAACUUAUCUUUAAGUUAGCUGUAAAAUAUUUAUGCCCACAUACACACAAGUUUAUGAAAAUGAAGUAAACGUAGGCAAGUAGUACCCAAACCAACUUACUUCGAUUACUACCGUAAACUCUAAAAGAUUUUCACAUUUAAAUUUCAAAAUCAUACUGACACAGCUUUCACUCAUCACGGCCAAUUAUAAAAACAAUAUGUACAUUUGUUUCAAAUGUUGAACAUUUGCAUAAAUAGCAUACAUACAUAUUAUACCAUGGACUCAAGCGAAAUAAAGCAAUUUAGUUAUUCGUAAUACAAGACUAUUUUCGAUUAUACUAAAUUCGUAACUAUAUUUAAAUACCAAUUGUAAUGUUAUGUAAUAUUUCUUAAUUUUUGCACUGGAAUCUUAUGGAGCGUAGAGAUUAUAUACAAAUUCACCCAUUAAACUAUGUAACAACUUGUUUGACAUCCUUUCGGCAGAACACAAAUUAUUUUAGAGAGUGAUGAACAGUAGUUAUAUGCAGAUAUGACAUUUAUGGUAAAUAUGUAUGUAUAGUUGUACGUAUGCAUAUGACUGUAGGUAGUGAUACCAAAAUCCCAUUAAUUUUAUCCAAAUAAGAAACGAAAAAUAUUUGGAUUUCAAUAAUAUAAUCAAAGUAAAAUUUUGUUUUUGCAAACGUUUUUCGUAAAGCUCUUCAAAAAGACAGUUCAAUAAAUAACGCAAACCAAUUAUGAUAAAGUAGAACUCUCGCAAGAUCAUGAAAUUAAAAGAAGUGUUCAAAUUAAUGUAAUCUAUAGAUAUCUAAAUUUAAAGAAAUUUAUAAUUAUUAUAUAUUUUAUUUGAAUUAUACACAUUUCGUUCAUCGGAUUAUUAAUAUUUUUGUACCUAAAUUUAUGUACACGGUAGAAUGUAGCACCUGUAUAAAACUACUAUUAUGAAUUUCAUUGACGACUAAAUUACACAAUUAAAAUAACUGUAAAAAUUCGAGGGCUGCCUUGCUGCAAUAAAAUUGUUACUAAGGGUUGUUAUGUUAUGAAGCUGCAUUCACUUCAAAUUACUUGUCCUAUAUGUACAUAUACUUACAUGUAUAUAAUCAUGUUUGUAGUUUUUCUCAAAUCUUUUAAAAUUUUUGUUAAAAUUCGGUCUUUACGAUUUUCUACUAAUUGAAGUAUACAAAUGCAUAGCAUAUUUACUGCUUUGUACAUGCAUAUGUGAUUUGCAAUGAUCUUAUUUAGAGAAACACACUAGACUUACCUUGGGAAUGCCAACGCACUAUCUCAAAGUGUUUCCCCAUCUAUAUCUCCGUAAACGUGAUUUGAAUGAAAUUCGUGAUAGUGGCCAUUGUAUAUACAUACAUAUAUAAAUUUUGUUUUUUAUUAGAGAAACUAACAUUUCUUUCGAUUAUAUUUCAUAAGAGAAACAUUAAAACUAAGUACGGACAAGUAUCAAUCUUGAAAAAUAUACUGACAUUCUAAAACAAUGAUUUGUAUUAGCACUUUUCUAAACAUGUGUAUGUACACUGGCUAAUGUAUGCCAAGAUUGUGCUGUAAAUUAAUUUAUCUACUUUCACAUCUUCCCCUGCUAAUCAAUGACUUUCAAACACUUGUACACAUUUCUAUAUGUUAAUGAUUUAUUAUUAUUUUUUUUUUGGCAAUUACAAUAAAUAAUAAUUUUUAAGUGAUAUUUUUACAAGUUUUCGCUGAACUAGUAUGUAUUAGUAUAAGCAGUUAUGAAUAAAAAUACGUUUAGCCAGCAGUAGCAGCAACAACAACCAGAACACUAAAUUCAGCAAGAAGAAGAUUAAGUUGAUUGCGAAAGUAAAUUUAUGGAAAAAAUAAUAAUAGAGAAGCGUAAGCCACUCACUCACUCACUUGCAUGAAAUCACGCCCAACUUCCCCCUUGUAUGUACAUACGUGGGUACAUGCAUACAUACAUAAGUAUGUGCAUGAAGUUUAUUGAAACUAUAAAUACAAAACAUACAUUUUAAACUUUAAUAAACAAUUGUUAUUUAUAAUUAAAGAUAAAAGCCCAAAAACUAAACCUUGUUUAUUUUAUUUUGAAACUGUUUUCUUGUUUAGUAAAAUUUUGAAAUGUUUAUUAUUUGGAAAAUUGAUUCUCAGAAACCUCAUAAUAGAUGUAAGAGAAUAGCUAUAUUAUCAAAAUUAGUUUCCAUGAUGAUGGUUUAAAACUUUUCUCCCAAAGUGUGGAUUUUAUGACCAUAUUUUUAAAAUUAAUACUGUUGAGUCAGCGUAAGGCGGGUGUGGGAGCAUUCUAAGGUGCGAACAAGCAUAUUUCAUGGGUUCAGGUAAUAAAAAUAGAACAAAAACAAGUACAAAUGAUAUUCUCCUAUAUUCACGAAGGCAUACAUAUAGACAGUUUUGUUGAUAUUGAGGUAAAGGGCGCACUUUAUGGAUGCUCCUAAAAGUAUGCAACUAUCGAAUCUAAAAGUAUGUAAAGUAGUGCUGCCAACUCAGAUAUUUUCUUUAGUGAAUAUCUAAAAUACUUAUUUGUUGACUAUGUAUUUCACAAUUUUGCAUUGUUUAUCAUAUAUUGUUUAUAAAUUUUUGUUAAUGAUUCUUUUUUUGAUUUUUUGUAAUACAAAUUAAAAAAGGUUAUAAGGUCAGCUGAAAACUUUGUGAAAGCUAUUUAAAUGACGCGAAAAUAAGUAAAACACAACACCAAAUUAUAAAUAAUGUGCAUAUUUCACAACCAACAACAAUUCGACAUUCAUGCAUAAGUACAUACAAAAUGACAUAAAAGUACGUACACAUAAAAUUUACAAUUGCUAAGUAAAGUUAGUAGUACCUUUCGUUUUUAGAUUUACUCUCAAGUAUAAUCGGCGAUAGACUUACGAUAUAAGUUAACAACCAAUCUAGUAUUUACUUAAGUAUGUAUGCACAUACACGUUAAAUACGUAAGUACUGUAUUCAUUAAAUUGCAAUAAACAAAUGUAAAACAGUUAAGUAUGUUUAUAUUUAGCGGUAAAUAAUUACAAACUCGUAUAUAGCUUUCAAUAUUUAAUAACUGUGUAAUUUCAAUUUACGAAUCGGCGGAAUCGAAAUUAUUUACAACCUUAAAAAUAACAUAAUGAUUUAAAUAUCGAGAAAAAGCAUAAAAAACUUUAACACUGCCAAUCAUUAACGCGAUUUCUAAAAUUCAUUCGCUUCUAAACUAAGUGUUAUUUAUUGCUCGCUUACUUACACAUACAAAAUCAUCAGUCUUUUGUCAAAUUCACACAUGCACUUAUACAAAUUUAUAAUUUUAUAAACUCACUUUUAAAGUAACAGUUUUUCAAGUAUUCGCCAGGAGCUGGAUUGUAUAUAUUUUUAGUUUAUUAUGGCCCGUCAAAAUUUGGAGUGGAAACAUCUUGUAUUGAGAAUAACUAUCGUUACAUAUACCAUAUUAAUAUGUAUGUAUAUGUACAUUUCAACAUUCUGGAAGCUACUAGAGGACAACUACUUUUUUGUUCGCUGAAAUAUACAUUUCCUAUUUUUUACUCCUAUUUUCGAAAAAAAUAGUUUUUGAAUUUAAAUAUUAAACUGGAAAUCAACAAUUUUUUCUGUAUUUUUCAGCCCUUCCAUGUUAUUCAUAUGCUUCAUAUGAAAAUUCAUGUUCAUAACUUGAAAAUUUAAUUUUUAAAGUAAAUAAUAAAUAAUUACAAACUUUUCGAAAAAUUAUUAAUAACUGUACACUCUUCUCUAAAUUUUAGCAAUAUCUAUAAGGGUAAUCACUUCGGUAGAAGAUUCUUGUUCUGCGUAUUCGAAAUAGCCCGACAGUGAAUAUAAAAUACUUGAGAAAAUUUUCGAAAAUCUCAAUCGCCUUAUUGAAAAAGUUCAUUACUAUAUUUUGCUAAAUAUUUCGACAAUCUUUUUUCGGAUGCCCAGUUUCAAACGGUGUUUGACGGGGCAUUUUCACCUUGCUUUUCUUUAUUUUAAUUAAUAUUAUUAUUUUUUAAUUUAAGAUUAUAUUAACCAUUUAAUUUUAAGAAAUCAUACUUAAAACAAAAACAAAAAAUAUUUAUUCUAAAGCAAUACAUGUAGACUACCAAUCGGCAACUAAAAACUGAACAAUCAUGCAUUAAGACCGCUACCCGGGCGCCAUCAAUCGUUUACAUCGACCAAAACAUACACGCAUAGAACAUAAAAUCAACCCUAACCCUAAAACUAAUGUUAUUCACUUUUUAUAGUAUGUACUUGAGUAUGUACUCAUUUCGAAAGGAAAAUUAAACGACUGAUUUAUUGAAUUAAUAAACAAAAAAACUAAAGAAGUAAAUGGAAAAUUCUUUGUUUUGAGUAAAUUAUGAAAGAAAAACAUUUUUUAAUUUUUAGUUGAGAAAUCGAAAUUUUUUACCGUAAUUAAUGUAAACAUCCCAACUGAACCGAACAACUCAUUACUGAAAAGUAAACAAAUUAAUAUCUUAAAAAUCAAAAAUUAGUAUUAAAUAUUUUCUACUUGAUAUUGAUUUUCAAGGAAUUUAGAAUUAUUUAUAAGAUGUUGUUGAGAUCGAUUUAUUAAAAAUUUUCGUACAAACGUGCUCGUACAUAAAAAGUGACUAUAUACACAAAUACUUACAUGCAAACACCCAUCAAUGUGCGAAUUGAAAGUCCAAUUAAUGUAUACAUAUAUAUAUAUGUAGACUUAAAAUUAUACUAUAUUGCAUAAUAAUUACGUCAUUCCCUUAACCCCUCUCCUUAACCAAUAACAAAAAAUUAUAAUAAUUGUUCAAACAAUUUUUAAAAAUGUACUGAAGUUAGCACUAAAGAUUAUAUGUAAACCAGCACACAUUCGGAUAUAUUGUUAAGAAGUUAGCACAUAUACUUAAACGUAAAGUAGAAGCUCGAUAAAUCGAAUUAUAAUUUAAUAUGUACUAAGUUGGUUCGGCAACAAUUGCGAUUACACAUAACCUACUUUGCAAUGUGAAGACGCAUCCAAGACUUUAUGCUAGAAAUAUUGGCAGUUGGAUACACAAGCGUAUACUAAUUAAUUCAUUUGUAUAUGGACACGCAUUUGUAUGCGAUUGCUACUUUUUACAAAGGUUUAAAAAUAUUUCUAAAAAAAAUAUUGCUAUUAAUACCCUGAAGGUAUUUGUAAUAUAUACAGGACGUUCUAGAAUUAUCGAAACUACUAAGAUUGGGAGGAUUGAAAAGUUGAAGUUUUUUAGAGAAAAAUAACUCUCUUACCAUAAUUUGACUUUAUUAUUCAUUAUAGUAGCCACUCGAUCUUCCAACUAUUCGACUCACUUUUUUAAUACAAGAUUUGUCAGCUUCGAAAUAGGACUCAUUCUCGGUACUUACCUCUAUAUUGUUCCUCAAUUUUCUUCCAGCAAGCAUUUUUGGAGUUCUGAGGAGUUCUGAUAUAUCUAUCGUAUUCUCUUGAUAUCUUUAGAAUGCAAGCUACCUCGAUUUACUAAAUUUUACUGUCAUCCUUUAUCCUGUUUUCUAUUUAUUAAAUGUUUUCCUCGAAGACAGGUUCUUAAGUCAGCUUCAUCGAAGUUCAUAUGGCACGUGGUUGUACAGUUCUCUCAAAUGAUAUAAACAACCAAGUACACAUUUAUCAAUUCUGAUCAAAAAUAACAAAAGUCGAUGCUUUAGAACGUCCUAUAUGCAUACAUAUUUAAGUUAGUACUUACAUACUUUGCGUAAAACUAAAGAAAUUUGUCAGCAUUAGUGACUUUUUACGUUAAUCCCGCAACUGAAGCAAAUAAACGAUAUAGAAUAUAUGUAUAUGUAUGUGUGUAAUUUAUAUACACUAGUUAUCAAAUUAGUGACUUUUAAACGUUAUAACAAAUUCGACUGACGAAUACAAAUCAAUUGAUGGAAAUAUCUCUAUAAGUAACCAAUUAAAUUAAGUAUUUUAAAUAUUGGACUGAAAUGCGAAAUUAUUGAUAAAUAAAAUUAAAAUUGAAAACAAAUAUUUUUUUGGCGUAUUCGGCACUAUAUAUUCAAACGUUUUUACAAAUUACAUUUAAUACAAAAGAUCACACUUUUUGUGUUUGAUUUAAUAAAUUUUAAUGACUUACUGAACUUGAUUGUGUUACGUAAACAUUAUUAUUAAUUAAGUUGUGUAUCUGACCCGGCAACGCGUUAUUAAACUUAAGUUAUUAUUAUAGGAAUAAAAUUGGCAAUUCUAGUGGUUGUACGCGCAUUUCAUUGCAGCAAAUCGAGUCUUUAGAUACACCCAUUUUAAAAAUCCGCCUGACGAACAUUUUGGUUUGCUCCAACGCCGUUACUCCUUUUAGACGCAAGCAACUUGCCACAAAUAACCGAAUAACCAUUGCACAUAAUUGAAAAUAAGUUGUAAACUGCAAAGUGGCAUAUAACAAACAGAAAUAGUUGUGUAAGCAUAAGAACAUAUGUAUGAAUAACUGUGGCAGGUUACAAAUUAUUGAAACAGCAAGAAAAAACAUUAACAGAUACAUGUAUGCACAACCGAAUAUGUAUAUACACACGUGCAUGUUUACGAGUGUUCGUGUGUGUGUAUGCCAGAAUUUCCUAAAAGUACAGUUAAACUAUUCGAUAUCCUACAAAUUGUAAAAUAUAAAAUAUUGUCAUUUGUUUUAAGGCGCAAAAGUAAGGUUCUUAAAUAAAUACAUUUAAUACGCAUACAUACAUACAUAUUGUAAAAGUACAUAUUAUAAAAGAAAAACCUUUAAAAAUAUGACAUAAUGCGUAAAUAAAGUACAUAUGAAUUACUGAUGGUUGUUUGAA
Messenger RNA from Bactrocera dorsalis (oriental fruit fly), 9910 nucleotides. It is a transcript of the gene Glut4EF, whose product is annotated as zinc finger protein 704. Bases 16 to 1722 code for a protein of 568 amino acids. Gene Ontology annotation, molecular function: RNA polymerase II cis-regulatory region sequence-specific DNA binding; DNA-binding transcription factor activity. The record is from RefSeq and is a predicted model, not a curated record. Lineage: Eukaryota; Metazoa; Arthropoda; Insecta; Diptera; Tephritidae. Gene Ontology annotation, cellular component: nucleus. Gene Ontology annotation, biological process: regulation of transcription by RNA polymerase II. The transcript is spliced from 6 exons.